Asparagus officinalis (garden asparagus) is the source of this 2195-nucleotide messenger RNA. RefSeq names its product PKS-NRPS hybrid synthetase CHGG_01239-like. Gene Ontology annotation, biological process: regulation of DNA-templated transcription. The coding region runs from base 35 to 2113 and encodes 692 amino acids. The transcript is spliced from 5 exons. Lineage: Eukaryota; Viridiplantae; Streptophyta; Magnoliopsida; Asparagales; Asparagaceae. The record is from RefSeq and is a predicted model, not a curated record.
GGUGCGUGCCCAGAAAAGAGAAGGUCGGACCCCGAUGAAUAAUUUCAUCCAUUUACUCAGGCAAUUGAACUACAUGUACGACGUUCGGACUGCUGAUGAAUCUUCCGAACUUGGAGAUAUUGUUUUCUGCCACCCGGCUUCUUUUGUGAUGGUGAAUGCAUAUCCGGAAGUCAUGAUGAUUGAUUGUACGUACAACACCAAUGAGUAUGACAUGCCUCUACUAGAAGUGGUCGGUGCAACAAGUACGGACAAAACGUUCACUAUCGCCUACGCAUUCAUGCGAAAUGAGAGACAAGAAAACUACAGGUUUGUGUUACAGUUUAUCCGUACUUUGUUCGUUAGCCAAGUGACACCUAAUGUCAUUGUAACAGACCGAGAUUACGCCUUGAUGCAUGCUGUCGAGUAUGUUUUCCCGGAAUCCAGGCAUCAUUUGUGUCGCCGUCACAUUGAGCAAUGCGUGCUACAACGAGCACUGCAGCAACCUGGUUUUUUAAAAGAGGCGGCAGAAGGAUUUAAAUUUCGUUGGAAUUGGGCGAUAAGUGCACCGACCAUAGAUGACUUUAAUGAUAGAUGGGGACGUCUGGCAGCACAUUACUCGAAUUGGGGAGCAUUGCUGAACUACUGCAUUGACACAUGGAUUAGUCCGCAUUCCCAAAAAAUCCUGUCAGCUUACAUCGACCAUUAUUUUCACUUCGGAAGCUACACAACAAAUAGGGUCGAAGGAGAACAUCAUCGCGUCAAACGACAUUUAGAUGGUGGUCGGUACCCAUUCGAUACCGUACUGGAGAAACUUCACAAGGUGAUGGAAGGCCAAAUCUGUGAGAUUAAGAAAGUAGCGAGAGUUAACGCUACUAAAUCCAACACAGACACCCUUGGAGAUACGUUGUUUGUUAAUCUGAACAGAUCAAUCACGUUUAAAGCAUUCGGCCUCAUAAGGAAAGAAAUGCAAGUUUUACAAGAAAUGGGUCAGGAUCCAACAACGUGUGGUUGCUACCUAAGGAGAACUCAUGGUCUACCGUGCGCACAUGAGCUUCAGUACUACAUCAUAAAUGGGUAUAGCAUUCCGUUGGAUCAAAUACAUGAUUAUUGGAAAAAGUUAGAUAUUCAGUUUCCAAUAUUUCCUAAUGAUGCCGCGGAUGGAUCCCCGACUCCACCAAAUCCAGUGAGGAGGGCGUUGUUCGAAGAAGUCCCUGAUAUUACUGCACCUCCUACUGCUAAAAAGAAAACCAAGGGUAAAAAGCUCUCUAGUCUCCGUGUACCUUCGGCGUGGGAGAGGGUUGUGAAACAGUACGGAUUUAAAAAGUCUCCAAACAAAAAGGGCCCUGGACGUGUUGCUUCUAUCUCUGAAUCACAGGGGAGUCCAAUGAGCACAUCCCAACGUACGGGGCCACCAGUAUCACCAUCUUCUCCAAAUCCUCCGUGCUCAAGGCCUCCAAUGUCAACCCCUUCUUCCAAAGGCACCACGUUCAUCUUUAAGAAUUCUGUAUUUGAGAGAGAAUUCCCGCCCUACAUUAGAAAAUACAUAGAUCAAUGCACAGAUGUAGCGGCAGACGGAAAUUGUGGAUUUAGAGCGGUGGCUCUAGCAAUUUACGGAACAGAAGAUGAUUGGGUUAAAGUUAGACAAGACUUAGUAGCAGAUCUACAGAAUAGAAGCGCCUUGUACGCUCGAAUCUUAGGUGGGAGGAGUGCGAGGAGUUCUAAUGUGACUAAUCUCAUCCAAUCGAUUGCUCACUACCAUGGACCAGCGGAUGAUGAUUACUGGAUGGCGGUACCGGAUUGCGGUCACGUAAUUGCAACAACAUAUAAUGUUGUUUUCAUGACAUUCAGUGAACAUGGAGGAAAUACUUGUCUGCCAGCGAUAUUAGAUGAAACACAAGGACCUCCAACCCGAAAGGUGGUGUGCGGACAUCUUAGCAAUGAUCAUUGGAUUUUGUUGCAUAUGAAACCAGGGGAUCAUCCGGUACCACCCAUAGCAUUUUACUGGAACGACCAUCACGACAAAUCUGCAGAUGGUUUAGAUGCACAAUUUGCAUUCUCGAUCGGUCACUUUAACCGUCUCCACAAUGAAGAUGGAGAACGUCGAGCAGCAACAAGAAGAAGAAAGAACAAUUAAUUAGGAUCGAAAAAACAAUUGAUGUAUUUCGUUGAGUAGAUUAAUACUUUGAUUUUCUAAUAAAUUUUAUUAUUAUCCUUCA